This is a messenger RNA of Triticum turgidum subsp. durum (durum wheat), 1284 nucleotides long. NCBI's taxonomy places the organism in Eukaryota, Viridiplantae, Streptophyta, Magnoliopsida, Poales, Poaceae. The record is from the annotation of a GenBank genome assembly.
AUGAGCAGUUCACUAGAUGACGAUCAUGAUUGUAAUGAGUUUAAGAAAAUAAAAUUGUUUGGAUGUAUGUCAGAUCUGGCAAGAGUUAAGAAGAUGGCUGAAGUUGAAACCUUCCUCUUCACAUCCGAGUCUGUCAACGAGGGGCACCCUGACAAGCUCUGCGACCAGAUAUCUGAUGCUGUGCUAGAUGCAUGCCUGGCUGAAGACCCUGACAGCAAGGUUGCUUGUGAGACAUGCACCAAGACCAACAUGGUCAUGGUUUUCGGUGAGAUCACUACCAAGGCCAAUGUUGACUAUGAGAAGAUUGUGAGGGAUACUUGCCGUGGCAUCGGUUUUGUGUCCAAUGAUGUAGGGCUUGAUGCUGACCACUGCAAGGUACUUGUCAACAUUGAGCAGCAGUCCCCUGACAUCGCGCAGGGUGUCCAUGGUCACUUUACCAAGCGGCCUGAGGAGAUUGGCGCUGGUGACCAGGGCCAUAUGUUUGGAUAUGCAACUGAUGAGACCCCUGAGUUCAUGCCCCUCAGCCAUGUUCUUGCUACCAAGCUUGGUGCUCGUCUCACUGAGGUUCGCAAGAACGCGACCUGCCCGUGGUUGAGGCCUGAUGGCAAGACCCAGGUGACUGUGGAGUAUCACAAUGACAAUGGUGCUAUGGUCCCUAUACGUGUCCACACUGUGCUCAUCUCCACCCAGCAUGAUGAGACAGUGACCAAUGAUGAGAUUGCUGCUGAUCUGAAGGAGCAUGUGAUUAAGCCUGUCAUCCCAGAGCAGUACCUUGAUGAGAAUACCAUCUUCCAUCUCAACCCAUCUGGCCGCUUUGUCAUUGGUGGACCUCACGGCGAUGCUGGUCUCACUGGCAGGAAGAUCAUCAUUGACACCUAUGGUGGCUGGGGAGCUCAUGGUGGAGGUGCUUUCUCUGGCAAGGACCCGACCAAGGUUGACCGCAGUGGUGCAUAUGUUGCAAGGCAGGCGGCGAAGAGCAUUGUCGCCAGUGGCAUCGCCCGCCGCUGCAUCGUCCAGGUGUCUUAUGCUAUUGGCGUGCCUGAACCACUCUCAGUGUUUGUUGACACAUACGGCACGGGCAAGAUCCCUGACAAGGAGAUCCUCGAGAUUGUCAAGGAGAACUUUGACUUCAGGCCAGGCAUGAUCAUCAUCAACCUUGACCUCAAGAGGGGCGGGAAGGGGCGCUACCUCAAGACGGCGGCAUACGGUCACUUCGGCAGGGAGGGCGCAGACUUCACCUGGGAGGUGGUGAAGCCCCUCAAGUGGGAGAAGCCUUCUGCCUGA